Messenger RNA from Bactrocera oleae (olive fruit fly), 1832 nucleotides. Its product is annotated as battenin. The record is from RefSeq and is a predicted model, not a curated record. Gene Ontology annotation, biological process: regulation of intracellular pH; lysosome organization. Lineage: Eukaryota; Metazoa; Arthropoda; Insecta; Diptera; Tephritidae. Gene Ontology annotation, cellular component: membrane; lysosome.
UGGUAGUACAAAUUUUGACCGGAGAUUGACAAUGAAAAUGAGGCUUCAAACAAGAGAUAGAUUUUUUUCCAAAAUUUUCGCUUGUUUUGGCGUUAAAAAAUUAUGUUCAAAUAAUUUUUUCUUUAUGCCUGUAGUCUAUCUAGAGUAGAUUUUUAUAUCCUUUAAAAAGCUGGAUGAAUAAUAUCGGUUUACUACGUUUUCUGCAAUUCCUUAUGCCAAUUUGAAAAUGCGGUUUAAAGUUUGUGGUUAAAUGUAUUUAUUUAAAUGCCUAAAAUAUAACCAAAAAAUAUUUUGAAAAAUAAUAAUAUAAAAUUGAUGAAAUACUUUCUUGACAAUAUUAUGCAAUAAUUUCCAAUACUUUCCAAUCUUACGAGUCUGAUAGAAACAAUAAAAUGAAAUAAAUUUAAAGAAAAAAGUCAAACGUGAAUAAUAAAAAUUAAAGAAAUUUAUCUUUUUUCUAAAUUUUCAACGAAUUUCUUUGAGAAACGAAAAAUUUCGAAAGUUUAUAAGAAGUGAAAGUCUCAAGAUUACCUCGAAACCUCUACAAAACUGAUUUAACGCGCAGUAAUAUAAUAUAAUUCCAAAUAAACAUGGCCGACGCAGUGCCAACUUCAACGAAAGACAAUGGACUAUGGCGUGAUCUCGUCGCCUAUUGGUUAUUAGGUUUAUGCAAUAACUACGGUUAUGUUGUGAUGCUGACCGCGGCACAUGAUAUUAUUUCAGCUUUUGAAAGUGAGACUCAAGCAAGUAAAGUACUGGAGUUAGCAGCGAACAGCACACAACGGCGUUGCAAUAAGAUGUCCACCAGCGCAGUACUACUGGCUGACAUAAUACCAUCAUUUUUGGUGAAGUUUCUGGCACCAUUUAUGCCCUUCAGGGUCGAUGCGCGCAUGGGUCUUGCUGUCUGCUUAACGGUAUUCAGUUUCAUAACAGUCGCUCUAGCAAAAGUCGAAUGGUUGGCUUUUCUCGGUAUAAUAUUCACCUCGGCCAGUUGUGGUAUUGGCGAGAGCACGCUACUGGCCUACUCAUCCAGUUUUAAUAAAGAUGUGGUUUCGACUUGGUCAUCUGGAACUGGUGGCGCAGGCAUAAUCGGCGCUCUAUCUUAUACGGUGCUCAUUGAUUUGAAAUUGACACCACAACAAGCUAUGCUAGUAUUUCUGUAUGUGCCCACUUUGGAGGCUUUGACGUUUUGGUUAUUACUGCGACAUCCAAAAGAGGCGAUUGUGCGCACCGAGUCAGCGGAAAUGGUGCCACAAGAUGUGCUUACAGUAAAGGAGAAGAUGAUAUACUUCUUCAAGAACUUGCUGCCAUUCUUUCUGCCACUCUCUUUGGUCUAUUUUGCUGAGUACUUCAUCAAUAUGGGUUUGUACGAGUUAGUGUAUUUCGAGAAUAUGUUCAUCUCACCACCAACUCAAUAUCGCUGGAUUAGCACCGUUUAUCAAAUCGGCGUAUUUAUUUCACGCUCUUCCGUCAAUAUAAUACACUUCACCCUCAUCUGGCCAAUGGCGAUUUUACAAUGCAUCAAUGCCGUGAUCUUCACAUUGGAAGCGAUUAUCUUUUUUACACCCAGCUUUUGGUUGAUAAUUUUGUUUGUACUGUGGGAGGGUUUGCUUGGCGGUGGCGCUUAUGUGAAUACCUUCUAUCACAUGUCUAAAGUGGUACCACCCGAACGGCGUCAAUAUGCCAUCGGCAUGGUGGCUCAAGCAGACUCGUAUGGCAUUAUAGCCGCUGGUAUGCUCGCUAUUCCCGUGCAUAAUCUAAUUUGUGAUAUUGAUGUGCGUGAAAGACAUAGCUGGUAAUGGUCAAUUCUCCAAAUAUAUACUAUUAUAGAA